Molecule: messenger RNA, 2223 nt
Organism: Mangifera indica (mango)
Lineage: Eukaryota; Viridiplantae; Streptophyta; Magnoliopsida; Sapindales; Anacardiaceae
Product: extensin-2-like
Exons: 1
Coding region: 1-2223 (740 amino acids)
Biological process (GO): plant-type cell wall organization
Molecular function (GO): structural constituent of cell wall
Source: RefSeq, a predicted model, not a curated record
AUGGGAACUCAUGGGCAGAGGGGGCAUUGGCCCCAUUUGGUUUUUGCUUUGGCCAUUCUUUUCAUUGCAAACAAUGUGUUGGCAUAUUCUCCUUACAUUUAUAGCUCGCCCCCACCACCACACCACCAAACGAAGGUUUCCAAACCCCAACCUUACAAGUACAAGUCUCCUCCACCAAAAUAUAUUGAACAUCCAUCAUAUUAUCACAAAUCCCCACCUCCACCACCACACCACCAAACAAAGGUUUCCAAACCCCAACCUUACAAGUCUCCUCCACCAAAACAUAUUGAAAAUCCAUCAUAUUAUCACAAAUCCCCACCUCCGCCAUCUCCUAAACCGCUACAUUCCUAUGCCUACAAGACUCCACCUCCACCAAAACACAUAGGACAUCCAUCAGACCACCACAAAUCACCUCCAUACAUCUACAAAAAGCCCCCUUCUUUACCAAAACACAUUGAACAUCCAUCAUACUAUUACAAAUCUCCACCACCACCACCUUCAUACAUUUACAAGUCCCCACCACCACCCCCAUACGUCUACAAGUCCCCACCUCCCCCAUCUCCUUCACCACCACCCCCAUACGUCUACAAGUCCCCACCUCCCCCAUCUCCUUCCCCACCACCCCCAUACGUCUACAAGUCCCCACCUCCCCCAUCUCCUUCCCCACCACCCCCAUACAUCUACAAGUCCCCACCUCCCCCAUCUCCUUCACCACCACCCCCAUACGUCUACAAGUCCCCACCUCCCCCAUCUCCUUCCCCACCACCCCCAUACGUCUACAAGUCCCCACCUCCACCAUCUCCUUCACCACCACCCCCAUACCUCUACAAGUCCCCACCUCCCCCAUACCUCUACAAAUCCCCACCUCCCCCAUCUCCUUCACCACCACCCUCAUACGUCUACAAGUCCCCACCUCCACCAUCUCUUUCACCACUACCCUCAUACGUCUACAAGUCCCCACCUCUGUCAUCACCUACACCACCAUCCCCAUACAUUUAUAAGUCUCCACCCCCAUACAUGUAUAGGUCUCCCCUACCACAAUCUCUUUCACCACCACCCUCAUAUGUCUAUAAGUCUCCACCUCCACCAUCUCCUUUAGCACCACCCUCAUACUUCUACAAGUCCCCACCUCCACCAUCUCCUUCACCACCACCCCCAUAUGUUUACAAGUCCCCACCUCCGCCAUCUCUUUCACCACCACCCCCAUACGUUUACAAGUCCCCACCUCUGUCAUCACUUUCACCACCAUCCCCAUACAUUUAUAAGUCUCCACCCUCAUACAUGUAUAAGUCUCCCCCACCACCAUCCCCAUAUGUGUACAAGUCUCCACCUCAACCUUCUCCUUCACCACCACCUCUAUACGUCUACAAGUCCCCACCUCUACCAUGCCUUUCACCACCACACCUAUACGUCUACAAGUCCCCACCUCCACCGUCUCCUUCACAACCACCUCCAUACGUGUACAAGUCUCCACCACCACCAUCUCUUUCACCACCACCUCCAUAUGUCUACAAGUCUCCCCCUCCGCCAUCUCUUUCACCACCACCCCCAUAUGUCUAUAAAUCCCCACCUCCGCCAUCUCCUUCACCAUCACCCUCAUACCUCUAUAAAUCCCCACCUCCGCCAUCUCUUUCACCACCAUCCCCAUAUCUCUACAAGUCCCCACCUCUACCAUCUCCUUCACCACCACCCCCAUACGUGCAUAAGUCUCCCCCACCACCAUCUCCUUUACCACCACCCCCAUAUGUCUACAAGUCUCCCUCUCCACCCUCUUCUUCACCACCACCCCUGUACAUAUACAAGUCCCCACCUCCACCAUCUCCUUCACCACCACCCCCAUACGUCUACAGGUCCCCACCUCCACCAUCUCCUUCACCACCACCCCCAUACAUCUACAAGUCCCCACCUCUACCAUCUCAUUUACCACCACCUUCAUACGUCUAUAAGUCCCCACCUCCGCCAUCACCUUCACUACCAUCCCCAUACAUUUAUAAGUCCCCACCUCCGCCAUCUCCUUCCCCACCACCCCUAUAUGUCUACAAAUCCCCACCUCCCCCAUCUCCUUCACCACCACCCCCAUACGUCUAUAAGUCCCCACCUCCACCAUCUCCUUCACCACCUUCUUCAUACAUCUACAAAUCCCCUCCAUCACCAAUUAAGAAAGUUGUACCAUGGUAUCCAAGGUACACCUAUAAAUCACCCCCACCUCCAACAGGCUACUAA